Molecule: messenger RNA, 1284 nt
Organism: Drosophila erecta
Lineage: Eukaryota; Metazoa; Arthropoda; Insecta; Diptera; Drosophilidae
Product: transmembrane protein 53
Exons: 4
Coding region: 223-1254 (343 amino acids)
Source: RefSeq, a predicted model, not a curated record
GCCAAAAAAAAAAUCCAAAGGUUAUGCGCAUGACAAGCCCCUUGAAACACCAACGCGUUCGGAAGCAGCAACCCCAAUGGAUUACUUCCUUGGAAUGCACCCAGUUGCUGUCGCAAGGAAUUUUAGCUGAAUCACAUCGCCAGCAGAGGCCAGUAAGUCAAACUAUGAAACUGUUCUGUGUCACAAAUUAAAGAGCUAAAACAGAACAAUUAGUAUGUCAAUAUGUCGAUAUCGUCUUCACACCCGGGUGGGUUAAAAGCUGACGGCACAGCCACCCAGUAUAAAGAAACGACGGCCACCAUACAAACCUCUGGGCUUCAGUUAUCACCUAGGUCCUUCCUACCAGAGCGAGAGGAUACGUUAGAGUACUUCAUUAAGUUUCCGAAGACUUCAUCUAAAAAUGAGUUUGUACUAGCAAAGGACCACGACAGCGAGGACAGCCACGUGCCCAUUGUCAUGCUGUUGGGAUGGGCGGGCUGCCAGGAUCGAUACCUGAUGAAAUACUCUAAAAUUUACGAGGAACGGGGACUAAUUACUGUGCGAUACACGGCUCCGGUAGACAGCCUAUUCUGGAGGCGAUCUGAAAUGAUUCCUAUCGGCGAGAAAAUACUCAAAUUGAUCCAGGAUAUGAAUUUUGACGCCCAUCCAUUAAUAUUUCACAUAUUUUCUAAUGGCGGGGCCUACCUGUACCAACAUAUUAAUUUAGCUGUGAUCAAGCACAAAUCUCCGUUGCAGGUUCGCGGAGUGAUUUUUGACUCUGCUCCUGGAGAGCGUAGGAUAUUAAGCCUUUAUCGCGCUAUUACAGCCAUCUAUGGCAGGGAAAAACGCUGCAACUGCUUGGCCGCACUGGUUAUAACCAUCACACUUAGUAUCAUGUGGUUUGUGGAGGAAUCAAUUUCUGCCUUAAAAAGCCUGUUUGUGGCGUCAUCGCCAAUACGCCCCAGCCCGUUCUGCGACCUCAAAAACGAAGCCAAUAGAUACCCACAGCUUUUUUUGUAUUCCAAAAAUGACAUUGUUAUUCCUUAUCGAGAUGUGGAAAAAUUUAUUCAACUUAGACGCGAUCAGGGUAUUCAGGUAUCGUCAGUAUGCUUUGAGGAUGCCGAGCACGUUAAGAUAUACACCAAAUAUCCUAAACAGUACGUCCAGUGUGUGUGUAAUUUUAUUAGAAACUGCAUGACUGUUCCUCCCCUUAAGAUGGCUGCUAAUUGUGAGAAAUCCGAAAAUGUGUAUCGGAAUUACCUUAAAUACGAUUAGAUGGCACAACAGAAAGAAAAAAACUAGUUU